GGAUAACAAACAACUUAACGCAGUGAAAAUCAUGAAACUAAUUGUUUUAUUAUGUUUUGUUGCGUAUGCGACUGCGGAAAGUAAGCCCUCAUUAGAUCGUAAUAUACAUUUGUUUAAAUAUGAUCCAAGCGACGUAUACACAUUACCUGAAGACAUCGAUGAUGAUAAGCCUGCUGUUGUUUUCCAAGGAAAUGUUAUGCAAGCUAAAGUAGAGAAAUUACAAAACUUUAACGGAAACAAAAAAUUCAAAUUAGAUUUGAAAACACAAAAUGGCAUCCAGGUGACAAGUGUUGGUAAAUUAAAGGAUGACAAGACAUUUGUUGUAAGCGGUUCAUACUCGUUUACCGGAGCAGAUGGUAAACGCUACAAAACCCGUUAUACAGCUGAUGAACUUGGAUAUCAUCCAAUUACAGAAUUAGAUUUAGAUAUUCCAGAGCCUCAACCCGUAGCUGCAUCAUCAAAUAGAUUCGAUAACAAAGAUUUAUUAGCUGGGCUCAAAAAUAGAUUCCAGUUUUUGAAUCAAAAUCUUAAUUCCGAUGCCAGUCCGAGCAGCUUAAGUGGGAGCGCGCAGAGUGGUGAUGACUUCAGUUAUGCGCUAGCAGCCAGUGAUGGCUACAAUUACGAGGCUCCGGUGCAACAAUUUGAAACGGCGCCUUCUAUACCCUCACGCCAAUAUUUACCUGUGAAGUAAUGGCUAGUUAGCGGAAACAAAGCAAACCACAAAUGCAUUACAAAUUGUAGAUUUAUUUCAAAGAUAUAUAAAUUUGUUAUUAAUUAAAUUUUUAAU
Ceratitis capitata (Mediterranean fruit fly) is the source of this 787-nucleotide messenger RNA. RefSeq names its product pupal cuticle protein 20 (gene Cpr11A). Lineage: Eukaryota; Metazoa; Arthropoda; Insecta; Diptera; Tephritidae. The transcript has 5 exons. The coding region runs from base 32 to 691 and encodes 219 amino acids. The record is from RefSeq and is a predicted model, not a curated record.